UCUUAGAUAAUAUUCGUUCUUACUUUUCAGACUGCUAUGACUAUGAAUUGUACAAUGACUUCUUAAAGUCAAGCUUUGCUGCAAACCUUUUUAUCCAAGCCGCUUUGACAUUUUUUUCCAAAUCAGCAAGUGAAGAAGAGCAUGGUUGAUGCGCAUAUGUUCCUGUCAUUGCCGUCUAUUUCCCCAAAUCACCUGUUCCUGUGCACACAAGUUUUUCAGUUCAAACUAGAGUUCUUGAAAAUAGUUUCAGUCCGAGCUAUUUAAUUGAAUUUAACUCAAGAAGUCGCGCUAAGUUGCUUCGAAAAAAUACAGUUUGUUUUUGAGAUGACCGCUACCUCCAAAGACGUGCAAUGUAGCAUUUGCUAUGAAAUGAUAUCGGGAGAAAAAGUGGAAGACCUUCUGCAGUGUCCAUUCUGCUCCCGUGCAUUUCACUAUGCCUGCAUUGAAGAACAGCUAGUUUGUGAUGCGUGCGACGAAAGGGUUCUCUGGCCUCGAACUGGAUCGGAGGAGUAUCUGGACCUCCUCGAAUGUCUCCACCCCAUGUUCGCAAGUGGCCAAUCCUUAUUCGUGAACUUGGACGGUGCUAAUCUGACAGCGGCUUAUUUCGAGAACCAAGGAUUCGAAGUGCCGAUUAAGGUAAAAGACAAAGUUGGCCUUGAGCUUCAGGUGCCGCCUUCUGAUUUCACAAUCGAUGAUGUCAUCAGGUAUUGUGGUCCUGAACUGAAAGUUGACGUCAUCAAUGUGAAGGAGCAGAGAGACCAACAGAUGACCCUGGAACAGUUCGGAGACUACUUCAAACACAAGGACGACACAGACGACAUUUUCAACCUGAUUAGUCUUGAGAUAUCGGAUACGCAGUUGGUGCACAUAGUGAAACCUCCGAGGAUGGUGAAGGAGCUGUCGUGGGUCUCUACCGCCUCUCACGACGAGAUCAAAGAACAGCUCUACUACAACAUAGAUCUGUCGCAGACUGAGUUCUACCCCUUCGGACAGCCACAGGUGCUCAGGUACUGUCUCAUAUCAGCCAGGAACUCCUUCACAGACUUUCACAUUGACUUCGGCGGCACUUCUGUCUGGUAUCAUCUGCUCUGGGGCAAGAAGGUGUUCUACAUGGUGGAGCCGACAGAGAAGAAUCUGGACGCGUAUGAGAAAUGGAUGCGAUUGCCUCACAGAGACAGAACGCACAGUUGUUUCAUCGAAUGUGUGGAGAGAGUGUACAAGUGUGAGUUCAGUGAGGGCGAGACCAUCUUCAUCCCGGCUGGGUGGAUACAUGCAGUGUACACUCCCCAAGACAGCCUCGUGUUCGGGGGAAACUUCCUACACGACUACGGAGUGCCGACGAGUCUGAAGAUAUACGAACUGGAGAAGAGACUGAACAUUGCAGAUAGAUUCACCUUCCCAGACUACGAACUGGUCAACUUCCACGCCGCUAAAAACUUCUGUGAGCUGGUGGAGAGUUUGAGAAGUGUCGGAAGAGUGCCGAGUGAGUACCAUCUGAAAUCCAUGCGCCAAUUAAUUCCCAGGCUCAAAAUGUGGCACGAGACAAAUACAAAAUUGAGACAGGAUCUCAAAGUUUCCGAGGAGCCUAUCAAUUUCAAAAGACUCAUCAAAAACCUGCAGAAAAUCACGAAAAAGUCCAAUUCAGCCAAAGACUUACUUGCAAUGAAGGUCAACUUUUCGCUUCGCGAGGAAGACCACACGGAUGAAGACGUGAACUUCUAUUGUCGGCCAAAAAAACAAAGGAAAGCGCCGCCUACUGUGGAAGUGAAAAAAGAAGCAGGGUCAUCAGAAGAAGAAGUUGCGUCUAAACUGGUCGUGUCCUCAUCCUCAGAUACUGAAAAGUUUGACGAUUCCACGGAUGAAGAAACAUCAAUGCAGAGAAUAGACCUGAAGUUGAAGGCCAAGCUAAUACAUACUCUACCAGUGCAGAAGACGACCCCCACCAAAAAGAAAGACGCUUCAGCGGACAAAGACAAGCAGCCGAAGUGUAUUGGCGGCAGGAAGCGAAAGAUGAAAGAGGAGAGCAGCGACUGCAAGUCAUCGGAAACUCCCGAGAGUGGUCUUGGAAGUCAGGUGAAGAGUGAAGCCAGUGCUAGCUCGAGUCAAGACGAAGAAACGUAUUUUUCAGACUCGAAAAACAACAAUUUGCCCUCAAAAGCAAGCAGCAAAAAUUGUUUAAAGAAGGCCAAGAAAGGAUGCGCCACACCCAAGCAAAGACUGGGAAAACUUCUCAACAUAAAAAUGCGAUGAUGAGUGCAGUAGUUGUUAAAUUAUGCAGUCAUCAUGCUAGUUCAGUUAAAAUGUGAUUGGUUAUUUAUGUACUGCAUUUAAAUGCAGAUGCGCUAUUCCUAUUGGUCGAGAGUUAGAUUGGCCUGGCUUCGAGAAGAUGUUAAGGCUUUAAUGGAAAACCGAGUUGCCCUAAUUGUGGAGUUAUUUAAUAUUCAGAUUCUUUCAACAUGUGUCAAGUAUUUUUGGUCAAAGAUAAUUUACCCCGAAUGGAAAUACAGGGCGAUUAAAAUCAGUCUUGCAAAUUCAACAAAUUGGUCAAUUUCAAUUCCCAUAACUUUACCAAAAAUCAUUUACGGUUGAGAUAUUUUUUGAUUUUGAGCUCAAGAAGUCAAAAUCUUUAAUAUGCAAUUAAAAUAGUUUUCGCCAAAAAGUUAUUUCGAUCUUCAAAUUAGUGUUAAAGAACCACGCCACCUUACAAAUGUCGUAACUUGUUUUAAAGUCGGAAGAAUUAAAUUCCUUCAUUACAAUUUCGCCAAUGUUUCAAUGUGAUACUGGUUAAGUGUAAUCUAUGAUAUUGAGUCAAACUAGCGACCUUAUUUGAAGCAAUAUGGAGUAAUUUUAGCGCAGCCGAAAGUUUUUCUAUCAUUAUUGAUUGUAGAUUAAUCAUAAAUAUAGAUAUUGUCUCGAGUUUUAUUAAUUCCCUACAUUAUUGUCAGAUGUUGUAGUUUCGUUUGUUUCAAAAUUUGUACGAAUUCUACUUGUUAAAAAGAAG
Molecule: messenger RNA, 3001 nt
Organism: Symsagittifera roscoffensis
Lineage: Eukaryota; Metazoa; Xenacoelomorpha; Acoela; Convolutidae
Product: lysine-specific demethylase 7B-like
Exons: 3
Coding region: 325-2250 (641 amino acids)
Biological process (GO): protein demethylation; regulation of transcription by RNA polymerase II
Molecular function (GO): transcription coregulator activity; histone demethylase activity
Source: RefSeq, a predicted model, not a curated record